UUCAUAUACUUAUUAUUUAUUAGAGAUAGACCUUAGCACAUACACAUAAUCAAAACUUGUGUCUCAGUUCCAAAAUUCUGAAAUUUUUGAUUCUCUGUUCAGUUGCAAGUUCGUAUCGUUAAAAACAUUUGGAAAAAUAGGAAAGAUGUUUCCUGUUCGUAAUAUUACUUCGAUUGCACCACCUGCCAUUCGGUUCGCUCGAAUGUGCACUGGAGCAAUAGGUGACCUGGGAUCCGGAGCUGGAAAAGGUGGCGGUGGUGGUGGCGCUAUUCGCGACGCCGGUGGUGCCUUCGGUAAAAUGGAAGUUGCCCACGAAGAAGAGUUUUUCUACAAAAAGCGCCAAGAACAGUUGCACAUGUUGAAGGAGAAGCUAAUCGAGAAGAAGGAUUUCCACGCUGAAUCCAUUAAGCAUCACGAGGAAGCCAUUGCUAGUCAUAAGAAAGCCAUCGAAGAGUUAAAGAAGGAAUAAACAUAACAUAUCAACUAUGCAUGAAUCCAUUGUGAGUGAAGCAUUUUAUUUUUUAUCUGUGGAAAAUAUUGUUUGCUUAGAUAUCGACCUAUUUUCUGUUUAGAUUGGUCAGUCAAUAACUUGUGAAUAAAAAAUACUUUCCGAUAAAAAGUUUAA
Molecule: messenger RNA, 625 nt
Organism: Wyeomyia smithii (pitcher-plant mosquito)
Lineage: Eukaryota; Metazoa; Arthropoda; Insecta; Diptera; Culicidae
Product: ATPase inhibitor mai-2, mitochondrial-like
Exons: 3
Coding region: 146-469 (107 amino acids)
Biological process (GO): negative regulation of ATP-dependent activity
Cellular component (GO): mitochondrion
Molecular function (GO): ATPase inhibitor activity
Source: RefSeq, a predicted model, not a curated record